AUGAACAUCAAGGGACUGUUCGCAUUUGCCCUCGUGGCACUCGUUGGUAUGACCAACGCUGAGACUGCUGUGCACGAAGAUCACGUUGCCCGUGAGCUUCAGGUCGCUGACUUCAGUAAAAAGCUGCUUGAUGCGGUGAACGCCAAGCGCGCUGAGAAGGGACUCAAGGCGGUUUGCAUCAACACGAAGUUGGCAAAGGCGGCUCAAGUCUUGGCUAGCGCAAGCACUACUGGGUGCUCGACCUCGCUAACGCGAAUGGCGAGACCUGUGCGUAGAGCGCCUAAAAGGCUGUCCUAUGAUCUAGUGUUGCAUGACGGGCAAUAUCUAUAUGCGAGAUAG
Phytophthora nicotianae INRA-310 is the source of this 339-nucleotide messenger RNA. RefSeq lists its product as hypothetical. The coding region runs from base 1 to 339 and encodes 112 amino acids. The record is from RefSeq and is a predicted model, not a curated record. Lineage: Eukaryota; Oomycota; Peronosporomycetes; Peronosporales; Peronosporaceae. The transcript has a single exon.